Messenger RNA from Peronospora farinosa, 1677 nucleotides. Lineage: Eukaryota; Oomycota; Peronosporomycetes; Peronosporales; Peronosporaceae. The record is from the annotation of a GenBank genome assembly.
AUGGCUGCUCUGUUCCUGCGUCGCUCCGUGACGUCUCUAGCAACCUCGUUACCCUCACGACCUCUUCUACGUAUUGAAUCUUUCUCCACCUUCAACAGUGAUAUUGUAGUCGAUACAAAAUCAUUAACUGAUACGCUUCGUGACCUUCGAGCCAGUGAACAUUUUGACCUUAUCGUAAUUGGUAGUGGACCUGCAGGUCAGAAAUGCGCCAUUGAUAGCGCUAAACACGGCAAUUCUGUAGCUAUAAUUGACAAACGUGACAUGACGGGUGGUGUCUGUGUGCACACGGGUACAAUACCCUCCAAGACAUUCCGCGAGGCAGCACUUCACCUAACGGGAUAUCGUCACAAGGCUUUUUACAAUGGUCAAGCAGGACCUAGUAAACGAUUUGGAGUCAUGGACAUUUUGCAGCGUGUGAAAAAGGUCGAAGAUGCUGAGACGGACAUUACACGUCAUCAGUUGAUGCGUAAUGGAGUGCAGCUGAUUAAUGGUACGGCGAGAUUUAUGCCUGGUAAUAACCAUAUGGUCGCAGUGCUGUCAAAUGAAUCGUACGAGACUGCUACGGACGCUAAUCGACAUUCUAGUGCUGACAUUUGCAAGCGUGUGUUGACUGCUGACAACUUUUUGGUGUGCGUGGGCACAAGACCGGCCCGUCGCCCGGGCAUCCCGUUCGAUGGAGAGACCAUCUUUGAUAGCGACCAAUUGUUGUGGGGGAAGGUGAAGUCGGUGCCACGUCGUUUGAUCGUUGUUGGUGCUGGUGUUGUGGGGAUGGAAUAUGCGUCCAUGAUGACGAUCAUUCCCGGCACGGACGUGACGGUGAUCGACGGGCGCAAGGAGAUUCUUGACGUGGCAGACAAGGAAGUUUCUGAGGCGCUGUGUUACUCUAUGGCUCAGACAGGAACCCGGUUCCUUGUUAAUGAGAUAAUUAAGAGUGUAGAGAAGUCUGUUAAUGGCGAAGUCAUCGUGCACCUCGAAAGUGGCAAGACUGUUGUCGGUGACGGUCUGCUGUACACGGUUGGACGUCAGGGAAAUGUGGAAGGCUUGAACUUGGAGGCGGUAGGCAUUGUCCCGGACAAACGUGGACGCAUUAAAGUCGACAACAAUUUCCAGACUGAGGUGCCUCAUAUUUAUGCAGCAGGUGACAUCAUUGGUUUCCCGGGGCUUGCAUCGACGUCAAUGGAACAAGGACGUCUUGCUUCUGUCCACAUGCGCACCUCCAAGUCUUUUUACACCAAGAAGAUCUCGGACGACAAGAUGAUGGACGACCCGGACCGCGUGCGCACUCGUAUGCGCUCAGGUGAAGUAUUUCCAUUUGGCAUUUACACUGUGCCAGAAAUUUCCAUGGUGGGCAAGAACGAGCAGCAACUAACGAAGGAAAAGGUUCCGUACGAGGUUGGUGUGGCUCGUUACGAAGAGCUGGCGAAGGGACAGAUGCUUGGAGGUGUGCCUGGUUUUCUCAAAAUUAUUUUUUGCCCAGCGACCCUCGAGAUUUUUGGCGUUCACGCUAUAGGUGAGGGUGCUACGGAAAUUAUCCACAUUGGACAGGUAGUUAUGUCCACUGGCGGUACCGUUGAGUAUUUCCGCAAUGCUGUGUUCAACUACCCGACGCUGGCGGAAGCCUACCGCGUGGCAGCAAUUAAUGGUCUUAGUAAGAUCGAUCGCUUGAGCUGGUCUUAA